Molecule: messenger RNA, 1533 nt
Organism: Sabethes cyaneus
Lineage: Eukaryota; Metazoa; Arthropoda; Insecta; Diptera; Culicidae
Gene: Ugt50B3
Product: UDP-glucosyltransferase 2
Exons: 6
Coding region: 1-1533 (510 amino acids)
Molecular function (GO): UDP-glycosyltransferase activity
Source: RefSeq, a predicted model, not a curated record
AUGCGGGUCCUAACGAUGUGGGCGCUGGUGGCGCUAUGUUCGUCGCUCUGCUCGGCGGCGGACAUACUGAUGAUCACAAUGGGUGGCACCAAAUCACACAAGAUCCCGUUCUGGGAGCUGGCCAAAGGAUUGAUACCGAGGGGUCACAACAUCACUUUCGUAAGCGGCUUCCCGGCCGAUUUUGCCCUGCACGGUCUGCAGGAGAUUACCCCGUCCGGCCUGGUAGAGUACAUCCGUAACUACACCAACUGGGAUUUGCUGGGGGCUCGCAUGCGAGGCGAUCUGCCCCUGUCGAUGUGGGACGUCUUUCGGUACGCGUGGCAAGCCUGCGAUGCAACCCUAGAGGACAAAGAAACGAUGGACCUACUGGGGCGGAAGUUCGAUUUGCUCAUUCUGGAUGGAGCCUAUCCCGAAUGUGCGCUCGGACUGGCCUACCGGUUGGGUACUCCCUACAUGUACAUUAACACGGUCGGUUUCUACACCGGAACAAUGUCGCUGGCUGGAAACCCUUCACCUUAUUCGACAAAUCCGGUUUUCUAUCGACCACUCACCGAUGACAUGAAUUUCUUCCAACGGGUCAUGAACAGUUUCUUCAGUGUUUUCAUCCUACCGGUGCAAAUUUCUAGUCUUGCCGUACUGCAGGCGGUUGUUCGACGACAUCUCGGAACGGACGUUCCGAACGUUUGGGACCUCUCGCGGAAUGUGAGCUUCAUCCUACAAAAUGGACACGCCACAGUUACCUAUCCUCGUCCGAACCUGCCGAACAUCGCCGAAAUUGCUUGCAUUCACUGUAAACCUGCUGGACCGCUGCCGAAAGAUUUGGAAGAUUUCAUCUCCGGGUCUGGUGAAUCGGGCUUUAUCUACGUUUCGAUGGGAUCCUCCGUCAAAGCAGCUAACAUGCCGGACCAACUGCGUCAGCUGCUAAUACAGACCUUCGCUCGGCUUCCGUAUCGAGUGUUAUGGAAGUACGAAGCUAGCGCGUCGAUCAAGGAUCUUCCGUCGAACGUCAGACUCGGUCGGUGGCUACCGCAGCAAGACAUCCUCGGCCAUCGAAAACUGCGAGCUUUCGUGACGCACGGUGGUCUGCUCAGCAUGUUCGAAACCGUCUUCCAUGGCGUUCCGGUGGUCACGAUGCCCGUGUUCUGCGAUCACGAUUCGAACGCAGCCAAAGCGGAAGCCGACGGUUACGCCCUGCAGCUAGAUCUGACAACGCUGACCAGCGAACAGCUGGUCCGAGCCAUCCAUCGGGUGAUACACGAUCCCAAAUAUAGGAACGAUGCCAAACGCCGUCAGAUGUUACUGAAGGAUCAAAGGACAACCCCGCUGGAGACGGCCAUCUACUGGACGGAGUACGUGCUGCGGCACAAUGGAGCCUACCACCUGCAAACGCCCGCGAGGAAUAUGACUUUCUUCUCCUACUACUGCUUGGACGUGAUUUGUUUCUUCCUGGCGGCGGGCUACCUGUUGCGUCAGGUUAUCCGGCGGGUGCUGAAACCGCAAAUCUUCCAACUAACCAAGGAAAAGAUACACUAA